CCAGUCUCCUCGUGUGGUCUCGCGGAGUCGGGUUUCCGUCCGGGAGCGGCGCCGUGUGGUGGAGGAAGGUGUCCCGGGACCGUCGGGAUCAGGCUCAGCAGAGGAGGAGUGUCCAUAAGGAGAGUUUCACCUUCUUGAAGAUUAAAGCCUAGCAGUUCUGAGCUAUUCCCAGUCCAAAUGUCUGCAAAAUUGAGAGAGACAUCAAAACUCCUUACACAAACUUCAGGAGACCCUGACUGCAUUCUGGUAAUGAAGGUGGAAGAGGGAGGGCAGGCCUGUAAUAUGGUCUCCAGCCGCCACUGGAGCAGCUACUACAGCUCAGAGACCUACCGCCAGCGGUUCAGGCAGUUUGACUACCAGGAGUCACCUGGGCCCCGGGAGGCUCUGAGCCGGCUCCGCGAGCUUUGCUGUCAGUGGCUGAGGCCAGAGGUGCACAGCAAGGAGCAGAUCCUGGAGCUGCUGGUGCUGGAGCAGUUCCUGGCCAUGUUGCCUGAGGAGCUGCAGGCUUGGUUUCAAGAGAACCGACCAGAGAGUGGAGAGGAAGCCGUGGUGAUGCUGGAGGAGCUGGAGAAAGAACAUGACAGGGCGGCUGAACAGGUCUUUCUUGGACGAAAUGAGGACAUGCUUGCAAAGAAGCUACCAACUUGUGAAAUCACUCAGGAGACACCACGUAGCCAGCUUAAGCCCACAAAAAAGCAACUGCAGUGGGCAUCGAAGGAGCUUCACACCUUAAGACAAAAUGAUAGAGACACCGGAACUAUAAAUGUGAAAUCAGCUUCAAGGCGAAAGACUUCUUCAGGCAAAGAACUGCAUUACAAAGUUUCUAACACUCUUCAGAUGAAUGCUUCCCAGAGUUUCACAUUUAGAGGAACCUGUGAACAAGAUAGAAAGUUUGAAAGAAGACAGGGAAACCGUCCUCGAAAAAAACAACACAAGUGUGAUGAAUGUGGGAAAGUCUUUAGUCAGAGCUCAGCCCUUAAUCUACAUCAGAGGAUCCACAGUGGAGAGAAACCUUAUACAUGUGACGUGUGUGCAAAGGCUUUCAGCCGAAGUGCAAUCCUGAUUCAACAUCGAAGAACCCACACUGGGGAGAAACCCUUCAAAUGUCAUGAAUGUGGGAAAGCCUUUAGUCAGAGCUCGAAUCUUUUCAGACAUAGGAAAAAACAUGCUGGAGAAAAAGUCCCAUCAGUGCUGUGAGGGAGUCAAAGCAUUUACUGAGAACUUUUUCAACGGGGGAGCAGACACAAGGCACCAAUACUCCUUUAGUAUAAAUCGGUAGUUUCAGUGGGCACCAAUUUCCUUUCAAAGGUUGUAAAAGCCACAGGAGAGAAUGUAGAAUAUUUUCUGUCAGCACUGUUUGCUUUUCUGCUUUUCAGUACAGUGUCAGUUCAGAUGAUUGAGAUUCUAAAGCUUAAAUUGGAUUUCCAUCCCUAGUGCAACUCUUGAAAAGAUACUCUCAGACAUGUUCUACUGUUUCCAU
Eubalaena glacialis (North Atlantic right whale) is the source of this 1480-nucleotide messenger RNA. RefSeq names its product zinc finger protein 396-like. Lineage: Eukaryota; Metazoa; Chordata; Mammalia; Artiodactyla; Balaenidae. The coding region runs from base 178 to 1197 and encodes 339 amino acids. The record is from RefSeq and is a predicted model, not a curated record. The transcript has 4 exons.